Molecule: messenger RNA, 1184 nt
Organism: Pan troglodytes (chimpanzee)
Lineage: Eukaryota; Metazoa; Chordata; Mammalia; Primates; Hominidae
Gene: CST13
Product: cystatin-13-like
Exons: 4
Coding region: 506-928 (140 amino acids)
Molecular function (GO): cysteine-type endopeptidase inhibitor activity
Source: RefSeq, a predicted model, not a curated record
GGCCAUGAGUGUGACUACCUGGCUGGGGAGUGAAGCCAGAGGGCAGAAGUGCCCUGGAGUGCAGACCCCAGCAGACACUGACCAGGCACAGGAGGAUGAAGUGAGUUUGUUGGGGACAGAGAACAGCCAAGGGGCAGCCAGCAGUCAGCUCAAGUCCUCACAAAGAAGGGCAAUACCACCCGUGGGCCCGGACAGUCGGCUCGAGGGCCAACAGCCAGGAACGUGGCGAAGAACUUGGAUCUGAGGUGGGCCCAUAGUGUAGCUGUGGUGUGCUAGCAAGAGUGGCCUCCAAACCCACCCUGGAAGGUGAUCCAGAGACCAUAGAGCAGAAAGGCUUCCUUCUCAGAGUGAGCUGCUGGAAGCCCACCAGUGUCAGCAGUGCCAAGAGGAGCUGGGGUGCCAGUAUCUGUGUAUCUUCAGAGGCAGCAGGGGCCAGCGUGCCACAUCUUGCCCCAGUCCUGAAAGGAUAGAUGGUACUUGGCCUGUGACCCUUGGCUGAGGAGCCAUGGUCCGGCUCUGCCAGGCCCUGCUGCUGUUAGUGGCCACUGCGGCCCUUGCAUCCAGAAGAGUCCAAGCCUGGGGCUCAACGAAGGUGGUGAGGACAUUCCAAGAUAUCCCUCAAAACUACAUCUAUGUGCAGCAGGCACUCUGGUUCGCCAUGAAGGAGUAUAACAAGGCCAGCAGAGACAAGUUCAGCUUUAGGGUGCUGAAGGUUCUGAAGAGCCAGGAGCAGGUAACAGAUAGUUUGGAGUACUAUAUUGAGGUCAAAAUUGCCCGAACAAUUUGCAAGAAAAUUUCAGAAGAUGAAAACUGUGCAUUUCAAGAGAAUCCCAAAAUGCAAAAGGUGGUUUUUUGUACUUUUAUUGUUGCAUCUAAACCAUGGAAAUUUGAACUCACCAUGCUGAAGAAACAAUGCAAAGAUAUGUAGUUAUCUUCUAGCGUGUUCUGCCACACUCAUUUCCAUUUUAAAGAAGAAGCAAAGACACUUGCAAGAACUAGAACAACACAGUUAACCCAUUAACUUCAUUUGUUUGGCCUUUUUGCAUUUUUGUGUGUUCUUCAUGGGCUGAUGUUGAAAAUCCAUGAUGUGUUUUGACAGCAUUGCAUAGCCUAUUCUUGCUGGAUACUUCCCCUACUAGCUGGGAUAAUCUGCUGCAAUAAAUGGAAGUGGUUUCUACACCUCA